Messenger RNA from Boleophthalmus pectinirostris (great blue-spotted mudskipper), 1982 nucleotides. Its product is annotated as serine protease HTRA1A-like. Bases 116 to 1552 code for a protein of 478 amino acids. NCBI's taxonomy places the organism in Eukaryota, Metazoa, Chordata, Actinopteri, Gobiiformes, Gobiidae. The record is from RefSeq and is a predicted model, not a curated record. Gene Ontology annotation, biological process: positive regulation of apoptotic process; proteolysis; programmed cell death. Gene Ontology annotation, cellular component: extracellular region. Gene Ontology annotation, molecular function: protein binding; serine-type endopeptidase activity. The transcript has 9 exons.
UUUCUGCACUACUGAGCUCUCUCAUCCCUCUGCACUGCAGCCAGGCAGCGAGCACUUCACUACUUAUUCCCCACUUACAUAUUUACUUUAUAUGAUCUUUUGAUUAGCUGUAGUCAUGCUGACCCGGUCACUUUUCUGUGCUAUUGUAGCUUUUCUUUCUCUCCCGUCUGAUGGACAAACUACCAACCGCUUUGUUAUCGGAUGUCCCGCUCGCUGCGAUAAGUCCAUGUGUCCCCGGAUAGCGGCAGACUGCUCCACGGGGCACACUCUGGACGCAUGCGGCUGCUGCCAGGUGUGUGCGUCCGGGGAAGGCGAGUCUUGCGGCGGCAGUGGUAAACUGGGAGACCCGGUGUGUGGAGAAGGUCUGGAGUGCUCCGUGCCUGGGGGCGGCGUGUCUUUCACCUCUACGGUCAGAAGGAGAAGCAAGAGCGGACUCUGUGUGUGCAAAACCACGGAGCCUGUCUGUGGAAGCGACGGAGUGUCCUACCGGAAUAUCUGCGAGCUGAAGAAAGUCAGUUACCGAGCGCAGAAGCUCCAGCAGCCACCUGUCCUCUUCAUCCAGAGAGGAGCCUGCGGUAAAGCCCAGGACAAUCCAGACAGCCCAAGACACAAGUACAACUUCAUCGCUGACGUGGUGGAGAAAAUUGCACCUUCUGUGGUUCACAUUGAACUUUACCGCAAAAUGACCUAUUCCAAACGGGAGGUGGCAGUGGCCAGUGGAUCUGGGUUUGUGGUUUCAGAAGAUGGACAGAUCGUGACCAAUGCGCAUGUGGUGGCCAAUAAGCAUCGAGUGAAGGUGGAGCUGAAGAGUGGGGCCUCCUACGAUGCGAAGAUCAAAGAUGUAGAUGAGAAAUCGGACAUCGCACUCAUUAAGAUCGAUGCACCGACUAAACUUCCUGUCCUCCUGCUGGGGCGGUCCUCGGACCUCAGACCAGGGGAGUUUGUGGUGGCGAUCGGCAGUCCAUUUUCACUCCAGAACACAGUUACAACAGGAAUCGUCAGCACCACACAGCGAGGAGGCAGAGAGCUGGGCCUCCGCAACUCAGAUAUGGACUACAUCCAGACUGACGCCAUCAUCAAUUAUGGGAACUCUGGAGGUCCCCUUGUCAAUCUGGACGGUGAGGUAAUCGGGAUCAACACUUUGAAAGUUACAGCUGGCAUCUCCUUCGCCAUUCCCUCGGAUAAGAUUCGACAGUUCUUGGCAGAGUCCUACGACAGGCAGUCCAGAGGGAGAACAGCUGCAAAGAAGAAGUACAUUGGGGUGAGGAUGAUGACUCUUACACCAGCUUUGGCCAAAGAGUUGAAAACCAGACACAAAGACUUCCCUGAUAUCACCUCUGGAGCAUAUGUUAUGGAGGUUAUUGCAAAGACUCCGGCUGCAGUUGGGGGACUCAAGGAGCAUGACGUCAUCAUCUCAAUCAACGGACAGAGGGUCGCAUCAGCCACAGAUGUCAGCGCUGCCAUCAAGAAAGACAGCAAGCUCAAAGUGGUGGUUCGCCGUGGAAACGAAGAUGCCAUUCUCACAGUUGUUCCGAUGGAGAUUGACCCUUGACAUUCCAAAUAAGCUGGAGGUUUCUUUUGCCAAUCACCAGUGGACCUUAUAUUUUAACUGGCGAGGUGUGGGUUGUUUCUGAAAUGCCCUUCCUUCUGCAAAAGGCAAAACGCCAGUGGCAGCACAUGUCCAAGAAAACUGGCUUUGUCUUGAAAGAAACGACUGUGCAGAUGGUAUUACAGCUGUACUGUACUUUUCAGAUUUUUACUCAAGUCUUUAAUGCUUUGAUCAAUGCUACUGUUUGGUCAGUGUCUAAAAAUGUUGUUUUUAUCAUAUUGAUUUGUUUUACACUUCAAAGUCUAAUAUGUCUAAUAUCAAAGUUUUUCAGUCACACCUCCAAGUGCAUUGUUAACAUUUUCAAGUUACUGGGUUAAACUCAUUUGAUGUUUUCUCACAUUUUUGAAAGUACUGUAGAUAUAUUUGUUGAUUC